Molecule: messenger RNA, 546 nt
Organism: Lactuca virosa
Lineage: Eukaryota; Viridiplantae; Streptophyta; Magnoliopsida; Asterales; Asteraceae
Source: the annotation of a GenBank genome assembly
AUGGUACCUCGUCCUCGCGAAAUCUACGGAACCGGUCUCACAGACUGGAGCCUCGCAUCCACGUACGACAAAAUCAACAUCUUCAUCAUUGCGUCAAUAGUUAGAUCCGAUGGCGGCGUCAUUGCCGGAUUAGCGGCGUGCGGCGUCAUGAUGUCGAUCGUCGCCACCGCCGUCGACCUAAUGCAAGACUUCAAAACCGGUUGCCUAACUUUAUCAUCCGCCAAAUCGAUGUUCGUGUGUCAGUUGGUUGGCACUACUAUGGAGUGUAUCAUCGUGUCGUUGACUUUUUGGAUGUUUUGGAGCGCGUUUGAGAUCGGGACACCUGAUAGUCCGUAUAAAGCGUCGUACGCGGGAUUGGAGUCCGGCGAAGGUGGCGCAAUUUGCUCCGAUUCCGAUGGCGAUGGCGAUGGCGGUGCCGUUUUAUAUCGGGGGUAUUUUGCGAUCGAUAUGUUUGUUGGGACGGUGAUUUUGUUUGUGUGGGAAAGAGUGAAUAAGAAAGAUGAAGAGGAUCAUGCCGGUUUGAUUUGUGGUGCGGUUGCAGAGUGA